AUGCAGGAUGUCCUGAGCCUGCGCACGUUGGUGGUGAAAAUCCUGGGUCUGAUGCUCUCUGUGUCCUCAGGCCUGGCUCUGGGCAAGGAGGGGCCCACGGUUCACAUCGCUUGCUGCUGGGCCAACGUAUGCAGCCAGUGGUCCCGGCGCUACAGCACGGAGCUGCGGCGCCGGGAGCUGCUCUCCGUGGCGGCGGCGGCGGGGGUCUCCGUGGCCUUCGGCGCCCCGGUGGGGGGGGUGCUCUUCAGCUACGAGGAGGUCUCCACCAGGUUUCCCAGAGCCACCAUGAUCCGUGCCUUCUUCUCUGCGGUGGUUGCGGCCCUCACCUUGGCCUGGUACGACCCCCUGGGCACGGGCAAGCUCACGCUCUUCGAGGUGAGCUAUCAGAACGAGCCAGCCCUCUUGGAGUAUCCACUAUUUCUGGCCAUGGGCUGUGUGGGUGGCCUCGUAGGGGCCCUCUUCGUGAAACUGAACAUCCAAAUCAGCGAAGCCCGGAAGGAUGGCUCGGCCUUCAGGGAGAAGGUGCCUAUCACCCUGGAGGUGGCGCUGAUUGCCCUGUUCACAGCCAUCACCAGCUACCCCUCCAUCUACACCAGGGACCUCUCCAGUCUUGCCAUCCACUCGCUCUUCUGCAGCUGUUCGAGCCCUACGAACGGUGUCGACCGUUUGACUUUGUGCGAGGGCGACCAAGAGGCGGCGAGCGCUUCGCUGGUGGCGGCUUUGCUUUUGGCCGCCGCGGUGCGCUUCGCCCAAGUGACCGUCACCUUCGGCACGGGCGUGCCCUGCGGCCUCUUUGUGCCUUCCCUGUACGUGGGCGCCUGUUUGGGCCGAUGUUUGGGCAUAGUGGCGGCCUGGGGCAAUGGCUACCUCCACUUUGCCCAGCGUGUCCAUCCAGGCGUGUACGCAAUGGUGGGCGCUGCUUCCGUCUUGGGCGGGGUGUGCCGCGUGACCAUCUCGUUAGUGGUCAUCAUGUUCGAGCUAACGGGUGGCACUCACCUGAUCCUCCCUUUCAUGAUCGCGGUCUUGGCCGCCAAGUGGGUGGGGGACCUCUUCAACGACAGCAUUUACGACUGCUGCAUUCACUUGAGGGGCUACCCCUACCUACAUGAGCCCGGGGAUGUGACCUACUCGACCCGAGCCUGUGACGUGAUGCAGGAGGAGUUGCAUUGCCUGGGUGUAGAGCCUGGGCCCUUGGGCGUGCUGCUGAAGGAGCUUCGGGAGGCUCCCUUCAAAGGCUUUCCAGUGGUGAAAAGCGAAGACGACUUCUCAGUCGUGGGCUACGUGAAGUCGAAGCCCCUGCAGAAGUUCUUAGAGGAUCAGCUUUGUCAGAACAACGACGACUCGGUGCCGGUGUCCUUCCGAGGCCGGCCUGGGGCGAUCAACGCCGACUUUUUGCUGGAUACUUCGGUGCUGUCGGUGGUGCCGGACACGCCUGUGGCACAAGUCCACAGCAUCUUCAGACACAUGGGGGGCAAGUUGGUCUUUGUCACCCGCCUGGGCCAAGUAGUUGGCAUCAUCACGAAGAAGCACUUCCUGCAUUGCCUCAGCCGCAGUCUGGACCAGGAAGUGGAGGGCCUGGACGUGGAUCAAAAGAGCUCGGAGCAUAGCUCCUACUUGCAGGCGUAUUGCCACGAGACCUCCAGCUACGGCUUGUUGUCGUCCCCGGAGGAGUCCCCGGAUGCGUCCCCGGAGGUGUCACCCAAGACCAACAUCACAAGGGCAUCAGUGAGCUUUAUUCGCCACUCCUUGCCGUCGCGGGAGUUCAGCCUGGAGAACAUGCGCCAAAGCGCCGUGCGCGCGUUGAAGAGCUGCCCGGUGGUGGCGACCAGGAGCCAGUCCGAGAAUCCAGGAGGCCGCAAGGCCCGGCACUCAGCCAUCCAGAGCAUCUCCUGGCCCGCCGAGGUGAACAAAGGGUCCUCUGGCCGGGACUUGCGGAAGUCGGGGCUGCACUUGGGCCUGCCGGCGGUCAUCGGACUUCUGUCCGGGAUGACGAGAUGCUUCUUGAUUUGGAGUAUCUCCAGCUUCCUUGAGAAGCUGUACGAGGAGGGCGCAGCCCUGACGCUAAGCGCCUGGGAGCAUUUGCGCUGGUCCCUGGUCUGCGUGGCCCUGGCGGUGCUCGCGGCGCGGCUCAACUGGCGAGUGCCCUGCACCGCCAGCGGCAUGUCGGAGGUGAAGACGAUUCUCAACGGCUUCGUCAUGGACGAGCGCUUGUCCUUCGACGUCCUCUUCAGCCGAUCCCUGGGCCUGGUCUUCGCCAGCGCGGCACGACUCUGCCUGGAUCUGCAGGGUGUGAUGCUGCACCUUGCGGCCUGUUGGGCGGAUCUCUGCUACCGCCUUAGCAGUAUCAACAACGAGGCCACGCGCCGGGAGCUCAUCUCCGUGGCCUGCGCCGCGGGGAUCUCCGCGGCCUUCGGCACGCCGCUGGGGGGCGUGCUGUGGAGCUACGAGCAGAUGAGCAGCAAAUUUACGCAGCAGACCUUGAUCUACGCCUUUCUGGCCUCGAUUUUGGCGGACUUGGUGGUGGACGCCUAUGCUCAGCGCUUUGACGCCGUGCGCGAGGAGCUGCAAAGCCUAGGCGCUCGCUAUGACCACCUCCCGGCCUUCGUGGAAUACGUGGUCUUCGUGUUUCUUGGGGUGCUCGGAGGAGUCUUGGGCGCAGCCUGCAUCUUUUACAACAUGUUGGUGUGCCGUGCCCGGCAGAACUGGGGGUGGACAAAGUGGGGGGUCUGGGGGUCGAUAUCCAUCACCCUGGUGACGCUUUGCUCCUGCGCCAUCAGCUGGUUUUCACCGCUGCUCUUCCGGCAAGACGACGCGCUGCAGGCCUUGUUUGCCUCCUGCACCUCUCGGAGUCCCUUGGCGGAGUCCUUCGGCAUCUGCUCGGGCUCCGUGACGGCGAUGCACUCCGAGGUGGCCUGGUCGCUCUGCGGCUGCGCCCUGCUCUGCUGGCUGGAGCUGGCGAUCACCUACGAUGCAGGCACCCCCGGGGGCUACUUCAUCUCUUCUUUGCUGAUCGGGGGGUGCCUGGGCCGCGGCACUGGCAUCUUGGUGCACGAGUUCGGCCAGUGGUCCCAGGUGCCUUUGCCCUCCCAGCCGGGUGUCUAUGCCAUGGUCGGGGCUGCUGCCAUGCUGGCAGGGAUCACCCGCGUGCACAUCUCGCUGGUGGUGAUGAUGUUCGAGCUCACAGGCGCACUGCAGCUGGUCGUGCCCUUCAUGGUGGCCAUCAUGACGGCCAACUGGGUGGGCAGUCUGCUCACCUGCUCCAUGGACGAGUGCCACAUCAGUCUCCGGGGAUAUCCCCACUUAAUGUCUGAGUCGGUGGUCUUUAAGUCACGCGCCGGGGAUGUCAUGGAUGAGGAGCUUGACGAAUGCCUGACCUGCAAUGCCUGUCAGAUCUCAGUGCUUACAAAACUGGUGAACCAGGCGGAGUACGGGGGCUUCCCUGUGAUCGUGUCCGAGGAGGAUCGCGCCUUGGUGGGCUAUGUGUCUACUGAGAGCCUGCGCGAGUACUUGCAGCAGCUCCCAGUCAGAGUGACGAUGAAGACGAACCCGAUGGCAUCCUUUCAGCCACUGGAUGACAAGACCUUGGACCUCUCCUCCCUGGUGGACCGCACUGUAAUCCAGAUUGUCCCAGAGACGCGCUUGGAACAGGUCCACCAGAUCUUUUUAGAGACGCUUGGCCUGAAGCUUGUGCUGGUGUGCAGCUUUGGGCAGCUGGUUGGCAUGAUCACCAAAAAGGCCUUUGUGCAAUACCUGGAGCAGGGGGAGAUCGGAAACAUGACCCGAGACCCCGCAGUGAUUUUGGAAGAUCACAAGAAGGGCUUGGACGAGCCGCUCUUGCCGUGA
Effrenium voratum is the source of this 3843-nucleotide messenger RNA. Lineage: Eukaryota; Dinophyceae; Suessiales; Symbiodiniaceae. The record is from the annotation of a GenBank genome assembly.